Messenger RNA from Mytilinidion resinicola, 2485 nucleotides. RefSeq lists its product as uncharacterized. The record is from RefSeq and is a predicted model, not a curated record. NCBI's taxonomy places the organism in Eukaryota, Fungi, Ascomycota, Dothideomycetes, Mytilinidiales, Mytilinidiaceae. Gene Ontology annotation, molecular function: DNA binding; DNA-binding transcription factor activity, RNA polymerase II-specific; zinc ion binding. Gene Ontology annotation, biological process: regulation of DNA-templated transcription; DNA-templated transcription. The transcript has 7 exons. The coding region runs from base 1 to 2280 and encodes 759 amino acids.
AUGUUGCAUUUCAUGUCGACCUUUGAUAGCCCAUCUGGUCCCCAGCCUGUCCCAGCUCAUCGUCCUGUUCCGCCCUCAAAGAUCAUGGAGCAACGAGCCAAGCGGAAGCGAGUGGCCAAGGCGAAGAAGAUCAAAUGCGACGGCAAACAACCUGCCUGUAGCAACUGCAGCGAUCGCACCGUCGAAUGUACUUAUGUCGAGUCACAGAAGAAAAGAGGCCCCCCCAGAAGAAUACCCGCCAUUUCGAAUCAUCUCAGCAGGUUGGAGCAGCGACUACUUCGCAUGGAGAGCCUGUUGGACGGUGAUGACUAUAGGACAAGCCCCUCGCCGGGCCUGUCGCCAGCUGGUUCCGACCCUGCCACUGCGGACGGGGCAAACGACUCAGUCACUGCUACGAUCAGAGUUGCGCCAUCUGCGGAUGGAGUCCCCGGUGCAAAUAACAACACUGGAAGCCACCCAGGAGUGCCAGAAGAUCUUCAGCUACCUCAUCCAUCCCCAGACGCUGAACCUCCAUUCAAAUCGAGCCAAUAUCUACCCGAUAUACCAGGCUCUGACACGCAAAGCACUAUCGCCUCUGUGCCAGACUCUAUCGACCCCGAAUUUGCGCCACCGGUACAAUGGAUCAUGGACAAGGCCGAGGAGAAACGGGCCUUCCAGGGCGGUUUCACUGCACAGGUUCUGUCGAACCCAUCCACGCCCAAGUGGUUGGACUUCUUAUCUGUCGGACUGAAGGGGCCGGUACAUGCGUCACUGCCGCCAAAAGAUGAGGCGUUGCGGCUGGUGGAGGUCUUCUUCUGCUGCCACAAUAGAUUCUUUCCUCUCUACGACUAUGCAUCAUUCAUGAGUCUGGCACAACAGGAGUUUUCUGGUCAGCCAGACAAGCGGGUUGGGUGGUGGGCCAGCUUGCAUAGUGUCAUUGCUGUCGGGAUACGCUUGCAGAACCCGGCAGAUACGACUCAGGAGUCAACUGCACAAGCAUGGCGCUAUAUGCACAAUGCACUCAGUGUGUUGACCGAGUUGAUGAUGAGGAGUAACGAUCUUCUGAGCGCACAAGCCAUGUUGUGUAUGGCGGUCUUUACCCGAGGCAAUGGGGAGCCUCAGGCCAGUGCAAUGUUAGUCUCCUGCGCCGUUCGACUUCUGCAAAUUCUGGGGGUCAGACAAGGCAAAGCCACGACGGAAUGUGACGCAGUCAACACACGUCAGAUCAAUCGGGCUCUCUGGUUUGCUUACAUGCUGGACACCGAAAAUUCCAUGAUUUCGACUCUACCUUUGAUCCAGACUCCUGGUAAUCUGAAUAUCGAGCUUCCCGCCGAAGAGCCACCGGACGGCUUGGGAAUCAUCCCCCUUGAAGACGGCCACAGCACGUUCAACUUAUUUCGAGUCAUGUCGGAGCUUUCCGUCAUCGCAGCAAAGGUCUUCCAAGAACUCUACACUUCUAACGGGCGCAAGCGACCUGAACACGAGGUAGUGAAGACCAUGGUGGAUUUGGAACAGCAGCUUGAGGAAUGGAAAGGUAGCAUCGAUAUCGACUUCCAACCAGAGUACGAGAUCAACACUUCGGACCCUUACCUUCGUCACUACAUCCUGGUUCUGCACUUCCAGUAUUACACAUGCUUGAGCAACAUUCAUUUCGCUGCCCUGACCCUGAGGCGGUCGACAAGUGACAGUUCUUUUCAGAGUCAGAUCAUUUCAUCUCGGGCCACAUACUUCUCGUGCCUUCGAGCCAUCCUUCGUAUGAGUCGAGGUAUUGCGGUGGACAUGCCGGCAUUUGUAUGGCGCACAUUGUGUUAUCCUGUUCUGGCGUCGAUGGCCUUGUUCGUUGGCAUUCGAGACGACCCAAAUGCUCCCCGGGCUUUGACGGAUGUCGCGCUCCUUGAUUCAUUGGCGAGUCUCUUUUCGAAGAUGAAGGAUCCCGAUAUUGGGAGCGUUGGCCAAAUUCGUCGACUAUUUUCGGAGCUUGGGCGAUUGAGCCGCGAAAUUGUCACUAAAGCGCAGAUUGUUUCAAAGGGAAACAAAUGGACAGGUCCCGGAAAGGAUUCAGAGGACCCGUCAAGCAUUGGGUCCGGAAUGCAGCACGAUGGUGUGCCGGAUGGUAUAUCCGGUGGUUCCACUUUUCCUGUUUCAUUUUCCGGCUUCGGACCAGGCUUCGGGAGUUCCAUGCCGGCCACGUUCCUGGAUUCACAGGUUGACUUUCCAAAUUGCCUGCCCAUGUGGAAUUCCGAGGCAUUUCAGAUCACUGAUGAUUUUCCGAUGGACAUGCCAAUGCACAGCUACAAUUAAUUUGGCGAAGAUGAGUCCAAGUGAGUGUAAGGGAACUAGCUCUCUGUUUGGGACAGUAGGCAUUCCGAAGAGGGGAGAGUUAGGGUCGUCAUGAGAUCCUCCAAUUACAUAUGCUUUGCUAUACGGAAUGUGAAACAUAUAGCAUAUGUAUGAUAGGCAGAUAUCGUAAAAAGAAGCUCGAGAAGCCGUGCUUUUUGUUUUGGUG